Messenger RNA from Triplophysa dalaica, 3831 nucleotides. It is a transcript of the gene pora, whose product is annotated as P450 (cytochrome) oxidoreductase a. The record is from RefSeq and is a predicted model, not a curated record. The transcript is spliced from 15 exons. Lineage: Eukaryota; Metazoa; Chordata; Actinopteri; Cypriniformes; Nemacheilidae. Gene Ontology annotation, biological process: response to hormone. Gene Ontology annotation, cellular component: cytosol. Gene Ontology annotation, molecular function: flavin adenine dinucleotide binding; FMN binding; NADPH-hemoprotein reductase activity. Bases 709 to 2613 code for a protein of 634 amino acids.
UUCUUUUUUGUUGCAUCUGUAGUUAAAGCUUUUUAGGAUUCUUUAAAACACUUUCGCGUCCCGAAUUUUGUUGCUUUUGUGUCAGUGCUCGACUGUGUAUGUAUUUUAUUACACUGGGAAAGGGAGGGAAUAGUUGAUGUCUGUGUGUGUUUACAUUGGCAGCGGCAUUACGUUUUUUUUUUUCAUGGCUGUGGGCGUGCGUGUGGGCUUACUUGGCUAUAGUUUGGGGACAGAUUUGUCCCAAGAAAUUAGCUAAAUAUGACAAAACCUCCCUUUGAGGUCAUAUGGUAGCAUUUGUGUUUGAAAAUAUACUUAUACAUUUUAUACAUUAUGCUUUAAAAAAACUUUUUUUAUUAGGGUUAGCCUGUAUGACUACAAAGAUUUAAGUCAAUAACAAAUGUGUCCGUCUGAGAUGAAGUAACAGUAUUGUGCUGCAGAGAUCCAUGGGAAAUGUUGUAUGUUGUCGUUGCUCUGCAACCCCUUUGCUCCGGCCAGAUGUUAAGAGAGAAAGAGAGAAUGAGCGAGCGAGGGAGCACGUCUCAAACCCCUGCCUGCCUCACUGCUUUCAAGAACAAUGUGCUUUCAGGAGAGCCUUCUAAUGAUCUCCGUCUAAAGGACUUUUGGGCACUUUAAGGUUUCCUGAAUCCAAUAGAGCUCUGUAUAGGCUCUGUAUGCUGAAGUUUGAGGAUUCAGGUCUUUCCCCCAGUCAUGGGGUGCAUGUUCUCUUUGCCUCAGGACAGACUGGCUGCUGCAGAGAGAUCUCAACCCGUUCGUGAGACCAGCUUUAUAGAGAAAAUGAAGAAAACCAACCGAAACAUUGUGGUGUUUUACGGAUCCCAAACAGGAACAGCUGAGGAGUUUGCUAACAGACUGGCAAAAGAUGCCCAUCGCUACGGUAUGAAAGGGAUGGCAGCUGAUCCAGAGGAGUAUGAUAUGACCGAGCUGUCUAGACUGAGGGAAAUUUCAAAUUCCAUGGCUGUGUUCUGCAUGGCGACAUAUGGAGAGGGAGACCCCACCGACAACGCCCAAGAGUUCUAUGAUUGGAUGCAGGGUGCUGAUGAUAGCCUGGAGGGGAUCAAUUUUGCAGUUUUUGGUCUUGGUAAUAAAACCUAUGAGCACUUCAACGCCAUGGGCAAGUACACAGACAAGAGACUUGCUGACUUGGGAGGGAAAAGAAUCUUUGACCUCGGGCUCGGAGAUGAUGAUUCUAACUUGGAAGAAGAUUUCAUCUCUUGGAAGGAACAGUUUUGGCCGGCAGUGUGUGAGUUCUUUGGAGUGGAAGCCACAGGAGAAGACUGCAGCAUGCGGCAGUUUGAACUGGUGGUUCAUAAUGACAUCAACAUGAAUCAGGUGUACACAGGAGAGGUGGGGCGUCUUGGAAGCUUUCAAACGCAGAAACUGCCUUUCGAUUCAAAGAAUCCUUUCCUUGCUUCUGUUUCUGUAAAUCGUAAGCUGAACAAAGGAGGAAACCGUCACCUGAUGCAUAUAGAAUUGGAUAUUUUAGACUCUAAAAUAAGAUACGAUGCUGGAGACCAUGUUGCCGUUUAUCCCACAAAUGACACAACAAUGGUCAGCAAACUAGGAAAGAGACUUGGUGUAGACUUGGAUAUCAUCAUGUCCCUCAAAAAUCUGGAUGAGGAGUCUAAUAAAAAGCAUCCAUUCCCCUGCCCGACCACAUACCGCACAGCACUGACACAUUACCUGGACAUCAACAACCUGCCCCGUACAAACGUGCUGUAUGAGCUGGCGCAAUACGCCUCUGAUCAAAAAGAACAAGAAAAUAUGCGCAAGAUGGCUUCUGCAUCUCCAGAAGGAAAGGCUCUGUACAAGAGUUGGGUUCUGGAUGCUGAAAGGAACAUACUGUCUAUUCUAGAAGAUCUGCCAUCUCUCCAACCACCAAUAGACCACCUCUGUGAACUUCUGCCCCGACUGCAGGCUCGAUACUAUUCCAUCGCAUCCUCCGGCAAGGUGCAUCCAUCCUCCAUCCACAUCUGUGCUGUGGUGGUGGAGUACGCUACCAAGACAGGAAGGGUCUUCAAAGGUGUGGCCACCAACUGGCUGAAGAAUCAAGUUGUAACUGAUAAUGGCCACAAGCCCACCGUUCCCAUGUAUGUUAGGAGAUCCCAGUUUCGGCUGCCGUUCAAACCCAGUAAUCCUGUAGUCAUGAUCGGGCCUGGAACCGGCAUCGCCCCUUUAAUUGGCUUCAUCCAGGAGAGAGCAUGGCAGAAGGAACAAGGGAAGGAUGUUGGUGAGACAAUACUUUACUUUGGCUGUCGGCAUAGGAACGAAGACUUCCUGUACCAACAGGAACUGGAGGAGUUCGAAAGGGCAGGUGUACUGACGCAGCUUAAUGUUGCUUUUUCCAGAGACCAGGACGACAAAGUCUAUGUGCAGCAUCUUCUAAAGAAAAAUAAGGAACACCUAUGGAAGCUGAUUCAUUUCAAUAAUGCUCAAAUCUAUGUUUGCGGAGAUGCACGUAAGAUGGCUCGGGACGUCCACGCUGCUUUCCAUGAGAUCGCGCAGGAGGUGGGUGGACUGACCUAUACUCAGGCUGUGAGCUAUUUCAAGAAGCUCAUGACCAAGGGCCGCUACUCACAGGAUGUUUGGAGCUAAAGCAACUGAUGAGCCAGUAUCUGCAACUUUACCUCAGAUGAUUUGUUUCUUCAGAGUACAGAUAUAAAUCACAGAACUCACUUUUUCUAUGUUUGCAUUUACUUGGACUGAUUUGUUGCUGUCAGUGUCUCUUAAAGUAUACGGAAGCUUGAGUGCGCAGGUCAGUAGUGCUGAUGUAACUGAAGGCACAUAACAGAAAGAAGAGUCUAAAAUAGCUUUUGUAAUGCUAUAUCAUGUCCAUUACAGACAGUAUUGGAUGCCCACUUAUGUGGUCACGUAUAUCAAAGUUCUAUAGCUUCUUUUUAAAGGGUUAGUUCACCCCCCCAAAAAAUCAUUGCCAUCAAAACAAAAUGCACUCCAAUGUAUGGACACAAAACCACGGACAGAUUUCUCAAAAUAUCUUCUUUUGUGUUCCACAGAAGAUUCAGGUUUUGAAUAACAUGAGAGUCAAUAAAUGAUCGAUUUUUUGGAGAACUAUCCCAUUAAAUAUGGCCUUAUUCAUAUAUAUUUUGUUUGACUGUCAAUUGUUAAACCCUGUGUUAAAAGACUACAAUUAUCACUUUUAUAUCCUUAUUAAAGAGCUUUAGAUUUCUGUUUUGCAACUUCUAGAAAUUGUUAUGUAAUGCAUUCACUCACAGAAAUCAACUAUUAUGGGAUGUUCAUAUUCUAAUCAGUGAAAGUUAGUUACGACUUUAAAAAAAAACUAUGGCAAGUUCCUGUGUGAGAGCAAUUAUGCAAUUGACCUGACUUCGAUCAGCGCUUCAUGAUGAACUAGUCUGUUAAAAUAUUCUAAACAACUAUUUGUUAAGUCCUUGACAAAUGUAUUGAGUUAUCCAUUUCCAUUGUAAAAGGUGAAGUUUAUGAAGAGAAAAGUGUAUGAAAGUAAUGUACAUUUUUUAUGAAUUUUUGGGUAUGCCCUAACUUUCCAAUGAUUUCUUUUCAAUUCAGCCCCCUUGUGAACAAAUGGUGCACUGCAUCAAAAUGCUGACAAUGUGGUAUGAAACAAGUUUCAUUUUAAAGUAUUUUAAAGCACAAGUUAUUUUAAAGUAUUUAUCAUGUUGAGGAAGAUAAUGUAUAUGUGUUAUAGGGACAUUUUGUGCAACAACAUACUCUCACGCCUGGUUUCACAGACCAGGUUUAAGGUUAGUCCCAGACUUAAAUGAGCUGUCUCAACUGAAAGUAACUUGCCCUAACAUAUCGUUUCUUUCUAUGUCCUUU